AUGGCGGAUGGAGUCACCCUCAUCGACCCGCCAAGCACCUUCGUAGACGCCACGGUACAGGUGGGCAUGGACACCCUUCUGCAACCGGGGGUCAUUGUCCAGGGUACAACCCGCAUAGGUGUGGGCUGUGACAUAGGACCCAAUGCAGUAAUAAAAGACUCUAUCAUCGGAGACGAAUGCCGCAUUCAAGGAUCAAUUAUUGAAGGGAGUUCUCUGGCGCAUCGGGUGCAGGUAGGACCGUAUUGCCAUCUGCGGCCCGGCACCCGACUGGAAGAGGACGUGCACAUCGGGAACUACGUGGAAGUGAAGGAGACGGCCGUGGGACGGGGGACGAAGGUAGGGCACUUCAGCUACCUGGGUGACGCCGAAAUCGGAGGCUGGCGUGAACAUCGGAGCGGGUACCGUUACUUGUAA
Molecule: messenger RNA, 414 nt
Organism: Geodia barretti
Lineage: Eukaryota; Metazoa; Porifera; Demospongiae; Tetractinellida; Geodiidae
Source: the annotation of a GenBank genome assembly